GAUAGAGAGCUGAGCCUCACACACAAUCAGCGCAGCUUCUCAAUGGGGAGACGGAGCCAAGAGGAGACAGAACUGUUGGUCCGCUGGAGUGGAUCUCUGUCCGCGUGUGAGAAGUGACGAGUCAAAAUAACUCCCCAACAUCACGACCAGGGCUUCACCCUAACAGGAGUAAGAACCGAGAGAGGAUAGGAAGGAGUCAGAAAGCAAAGGAAAGGCUGUCUGCAGCGAUAUAAAAGUGGCAUGAGCAGCUUUCUGUCCGGUGCGUGUAGAUCCAGGUUAGUUUGUGCCAGCGUGCUGUAGCUGUGAGCUGAAAGGUUUUCCGGAGACCGCACUCCCAGGAUUUCAGACGGACUGAAAGAGUCGAGGGGAGCCGAAGGAGUUUCCAAAAACAACAGUUUCUCACACAGGUACCUUGCAUUCGCUGUGCUCAUUUACACCUGGAACUUUGUUGGGCGUCCCUGGCCACACAGACUAUGGAUGGAUUUAAGACAGCUGUGUAAGUCUGUUGGACAGACGGUGAUUCUGACAGGAGGGAUCCCUUUCUUCUGACCAGACAGACCCCUCAGUCUCCCUGCCAUGUCCUGGUUCCUGGGCCUGUGGAUUAGCCUGGGCGUUCUGCUGCUGUGCCAGGGCACAUUGUAUGAGACUAUCCAGCAGCACCACGUUCCCCGACCCGGACGCAACGCCAUCCAGAUUCUGGAAGGAGGGACAUGUGAGGUGAUCGCUGCCCACCGGUGCUGUAAUAAGAACCGUAUUGAGGAGCGCUCCCAGACCGUCAAGUGCUCCUGUCUACCGGGAAAGGUGGCCGGGACGACGCGUAACAAACCCUCAUGUGUGGAUGCGUCCAUUGUCAUUGGGAAGUGGUGGUGUGAGAUGGAGCCAUGUCUGGAGGGAGAGGAGUGUAAGACUCUGCCUGAUAACUCUGGAUGGAUGUGCUCCUCUGGGAACAAGAUCAAGACCACAAGGAACACUGCGCCAUACUCCACUUUUUAGCUCUGGAAGCAAAAUGCAGAGGAUGCUUCAACAGAAACUGAGCUGCAUUCUUGCUUCUGUAAAGAUUCAUCCCAGGACCUAACAAAGAGAUCCUUCACAGGCUCCCAGCUAGGGUCCCCUCCCUCUGAACGGACUAAAACUAUUACAUCGACGGAGACUGACUGGAUUACCUGUGACCGCAAAAAGGAUAUCCUCCCAGAUAAAACAGCUUUGCUCGCGUGGUGCCAAGGAUUUUCGACCAGACUAAUCCCCUUUUUGAUCAAUGAGCCUUACGUCAGUGACUCUCCACCACAACAACCAUGGCCAAUUUCCUACAUGCUCUUUUUUUUCCCCCCUCCCCUUCAAAAUUAAACAGCUUAGUGGGGGUUAUUUAGAGGUUGUAAAAACGUUAUUUGAAGACACUAACGCUUCCCCGAAGGUAAACUGGAUGAUCCACAGUGAGUCGCCUUGUCACUCAGUGCCACAGGGGAUCUCCAGAGAUCAGUGACAUGUUGGAGGAACAUUAUGUGGGGAUCGGUUUGACCAUUUUCAUCAUAUUUGUCGCCGGCUUUCAUCUUAGAAGCAACAUCUCAGCAUGCCAGCUUUGCCGUGACUGUGCAGGGCCUAGGCAGUGACCCUGACCUGUUCACUCUGCCUAUGCAACGGAACACCCCCAUGGACACAAACGUGGCACUGAGUAAACAGACACCUUUAGAGGUCAACCCCGGGGCCCACAGUCAAUGUCCAUGAUUGACAUGUCUGUCAGAACUCUUCUUUGUUGGCAUGCUCUAUGUAAUUCAUUGGAGCUAUUUCUUUGUACGUAAGAUACACACUGUAUAUAAAUACAGGUUUGAACAGACAGUGUUGGGGCUCCUAUAUACAGUAAACUUAUCCCGCAAAGAGAUCCUUCCAUGGGAUUCUUUAGUUCUGUCCCUGAUUCUUCAGUUCAGUACUAGUCAAAUGUAGUGGUUGAAUCUCCUCUCUGUGUAUAUGACUGUUUGCAGUGUUUGCUUGCAUUGAGAAUCUCUGGAAUAGACCUCAAGGGAACAUUAAGAGAAAGUAUGGGUCUUAUUCACCGUUCAGUGAUGUACUUGGAGGUAAGGAAUCCCUGUAGCUUCUGUAAAGAUGAUAAAAACACUGUACAGAACUUCCUCACAAAAGAAAAUAACAUCAACGGCAACCCUCUUAUUUAAUGUCCUGUGUCUGCUGUUGAGAGUGGUUGUGGACCUGACUGCCUGUGUAGAUUACUGACUUGUGUGUAGUUUCCACACUGACACUGAAAGACUUUCCAGAGGAUAUAUUGAAAACAGUAUGGAGAAAGUACAAUAUUAGCCACAUUGAGCAGACAUGCAGUGCCCCCAUUAGACAUGCAUACAGCCUUAUCAGAAUUAAAAGGGUUUUCUAUA
Molecule: messenger RNA, 2378 nt
Organism: Esox lucius (northern pike)
Lineage: Eukaryota; Metazoa; Chordata; Actinopteri; Esociformes; Esocidae
Product: chemokine-like protein TAFA-1
Exons: 6
Coding region: 577-993 (138 amino acids)
Biological process (GO): neuroblast differentiation; regulation of neuroblast proliferation
Molecular function (GO): receptor ligand activity
Source: RefSeq, a predicted model, not a curated record